Molecule: messenger RNA, 6339 nt
Organism: Penicillium daleae
Lineage: Eukaryota; Fungi; Ascomycota; Eurotiomycetes; Eurotiales; Aspergillaceae
Gene: acyA
Product: adenylate cyclase acyA
Exons: 3
Coding region: 1-6339 (2112 amino acids)
Biological process (GO): intracellular signal transduction; cAMP biosynthetic process
Molecular function (GO): magnesium ion binding; adenylate cyclase activity; protein binding
Source: RefSeq, a predicted model, not a curated record
AUGCCCGUGCGGGAGCACGAGCAACCCGACCGACAGGGUUCAGCGAGCUCGGCCAGUAGCUGGAAGUCCCAGGACACCGUCCGGAAUAACGACACCAAGCGCCCAGAUCCGAAUAAAUCAUCAUCCAACGGUCGCAAUGCCGACCAGUUUCCAGGAAGUUUAGCUAUGGACAAACCGGGGCCGUCCAAAGCUCAGGGAAUGGACUGGAGUUGGACAUGGAGCUCCCCAGACAUUUCCCCCACCGAGGAACGGAAAGGCUCUGGGUUCAGCAAGCAUCGCAAGGCUCUGGCAGUCUUUGGAGCCGGUGAUGAUCCCGCCCGGUCGUUUUCUUCGACUCCACAGCCUCCUCCUAUCAACCCUGCUCGCCCUGGCCCCGAAGAACUCGACUCGAUCGCCCCGUGGGUCACGACGGGCGGCUCUGAGGGUCCCGGGACCUUCUUCAACUCCGCCUCCGAAUAUGAAGCUUCGCCUGCGUCGGCCACGUUUCGCCCGACCACCGGGCGGACCUUUGCGAGUGAACCCGCCGAUUUGGAUUGGACUGGGGACCGUCGCAGGCCGUCUGCGACGAGCAUGACGAGUAGCACUGGGUCAAAGUCAAGCACCGGCGCGAAGCUGUGGAAGAAGAAAUCCAGGGCUUCGGCUAGUGAUGAGUGGCCCGUGCCAGAUGAACCUGAUGAGGAUAGCCAGCAUAACCCGUACGGUUGGCGCGCAGGGCCAAUUGAUAAAGUCAAAGCUCGAGAGAGAGCCAACUCGGAUGGUUCAGAAGCAUCGCAGCGGCCGUCGCGAGCUCGAGCGGGAACCCCUGCCCCUUCAAGUGAGGUUACGCCAUGGCUAUAUCAGAAUGUUCACGACAUAUCACAAUACGGCGAAGCUCCCGUACGACAAGUGCCCAUCGGCCCUGAUGGGCAGCGUCUUGCAUCCGCGGGAGGCCUUCCCCGAGGUUCGGCCAGAGAUACUCACCGAAGGGCAGCUAAUGGACAUCGCCAUUCACGCAGCAAAGAGGAGAAGCCAACACUUGCCGGCGACCUGGCAGGAUACCAGUCUCGGCCCUCGGGUGGCCGAGAUGACUUCUCUGUCGGACUGAAACCCUUCAACGAACAUUACCUCAAUUCCUCUAGCGCCAUGAGCUCACAAACCACCCUGGGUGGCCGACCUACCAGUCCGACACCAAGUAUACAAAGUGCUAUCUACCGUGAUCAUGGUCAGAAUUCGCCGGGGGGUCCACACGAUAAGCGAGGUCUCUUAACUCGAGUUCGACAUCUAUUGCCGGGUUCGCACAAGCCGCACGAAAAGUCAAAACACGACCAUACACUGCGCAGGCAACCAAGUCUCGAAGGGAGUUCUCCUCGUCUGGAUUCGGCAGACUCGGACCGAAAGAAGGAGACCGCAAAGCGCAAGCUCAAGCGAUUCCCCAUCGGUGGAGAUCCCCACGCUUCAAGAGAGAACACAGCUCAAAACGAAGAAGGCUCGCAUGUCUUCAAGCUGGAUACCAAUUUGAAGGAUUUGGACGACAUCGUUCGCGCAGCUUCUCCUGGUCAAAUGAAGCGCAUCGCUGAUGGAACUACCACACCACGGGAGGACCCGACCAAGUCUGAACAGACAGGGGCUCUGGACACCUGGUUGGCUCCGGAAAGUUGGGCUGUCAAGAAGGAAAAGGACCCUGUUGUGGAGACUGGACCACAACCUACUAGUGCUGCUUAUUUCAUACGCGUCUUCCGCAUCGACUCGACAUUCGCAACGCUCUCGGCUGGUGUCAACGCCACCGUUGCCGAGAUCCUGUAUAUGCUCGGGCGCAAGUCUUUCCUGCAGGAUCAUCUCAACAACUAUGAGAUUGUGCUGCGGAAAAAUGAUCUGUCUCGACAGCUUGACCAUAGCGAGCGGCCGAUCCUCAUGCAGAAACAACUGUUGGAACAAGUUGGCUAUACCGAGAAGGAUCGUAUAGAGGACAUUGGCCGUGAGGACCACAGCUACCUCUGUCGCUUCAUCUUCUUGCCGACGAAACUCAGCGGUUAUACCAGUCUCGAAGGUGAUCCUGGCUUUAGCAAGAUGUCAAAGUUCAGCCACGUUGAUCUUCAGGGUCGAAGCCUGGUCACUAUUCCCAUCACCCUGUACAAGAAGUCCUCCGAGAUCAUCUCGUUGAACUUGUCCCGGAAUCUGUCUCUUGAUGUGCCGAAGGAUUUCAUCCAGAGCUGCAUCAACUUGCGGGAAAUCAAGUUCAUUGGAAAUGAGGCUAAACUUCUUCCGUCGAGUUUCAGCCUGGCCAGUCGCUUGACUUACUUGGACAUAUCCAACAAUUUCUUGGAGGAUCUGGAACACGCACAGCUUGAUCGACUGAUAGGUCUCGUCAGCAUCAAAAUGGCGAAUAACCAGUUGACCAAACUGCCCAGUUACUUUGGAAACUUCCAGUAUCUCCGAAGCUUGAACAUGUCUUCGAACGGCUUCAAGGUGUUUCCUGAAUUUUUGUGCAAGCUGCGGAGCUUGGUUGACCUCGAUAUCAGUUUCAACAGUAUCGAGGAAAUUCCCAACAUUGGCCAGCUGGUCACGCUUGAGCGUCUUUGGAUGACGAACAACAAUAUCAGCGGGUCUCUUGAUGAGUCUUUCCGGGAGCUGGUGAACCUGAAGGAGAUUGAUGGUCGCUUUAAUGCAAUCACCAACAUUGACUAUUUGUCCCGGCUGCCUCGCUUAGAGCAAGUUUUCUUUGGUCACAAUCUCAUAUCCCGGUUCCGCGGGGCAUUCCCCAAGUUGCGCAGCUUACACAUGGAUCACUGCCCGCUGACCCAAUUUGAUAUCGAUGCUCCGAUGCCGACUUUAAGCUCUCUUAACCUUGCAUCUGCCAAGCUCUCACAAUUCCGUGAUGCCAUGUUUGAGAAUUUGCCGAAUGUUUCUAAGCUUAUCCUCGACAAGAACCAUCUGUCGUCAAUCUCAGCACAAAUUGGCAAGCUGCGGCGCUUGGAGCAUUUCAGUAUCAUCAAGAAUCCACUCGGUUCUUUACCUGCCAGCAUUGGAUGCAUGACCGAGCUCAAGGAGCUUAACGCGCGAGAAUGCAAUCUCAAGUUCUUGCCAGAUGAGAUUUGGCAUUGCGCCAAGUUGGAGACUCUCAAUGUUUCUACCAACCUUCUGACUACCUUCCCCAAACAUGGUGCCCCUCAACCUCUCAUUCCUGGCGAGCCGACCACGACUCCAGUGACAACCCCAGCACCGAUUGGAAACUCCAUCCAUGAGGAACUGGGUCCUCUAGAUGAAAUCAGCUUCCGUCGGCCCAGUCAAACUUCCGGUGCUGCUGUGGGGUCUGGGUCUUCUCCCAGUAACUCAUAUCGACACCCCUCGGCUACACCUUCUAUUGGGCAAAAUGGGCCAAGAAAGGUUUCAGCAGCAUCGCGGACCGCCACCGAUGCGAGCUCCGGGUCUCGCAAGGACUCCAAUUUCUCGCAGCAUGCAGCCGCUCUCACUUUUGCGGGGUCUCUUCGCAAUCUGUAUCUUGCUGAUAACCAGUUGGAUGAUGACAUUUUCCGCGAGCUGGCCCGUCUCCCUGAACUUCGUAUCGUCAACUUAUCAUACAACGAGUUGACAGAGCUACCACAAGGUGUCCUUAAGCGAUGGCCUUUGAUCUCCGAGCUCUAUCUGUCUGGUAAUGAGCUGACAUCGCUUCCAUCCGACGACUUGGAAGAAGGCAGCAAUCUCAAGGUUCUCCACAUCAAUGGCAAUCGAUUCCAGGUUCUGCCCGCGGAGCUUUGCAAGGUCAGCAAGCUUUCCGUUCUCGACGCGGGAAGUAACGCGCUGAAAUACAACGUCUCCAACUGGCCGUACGAUUGGAACUGGAACUGGAAUCGAAGUUUGAGAUACCUCAACUUCUCCGGCAAUAAGCGUCUCGAGAUUAAACCCAACAUUGGCACUGUUGGCCAGUCGACUGGAAGUGGUGCCGAUCUGACUGACUUCACGUCUCUCACCCAUCUCCGAGUCUUAGGUUUGAUGGAUGUUACCUUGACCAUCCCCACUAUUCCUGAUGAGAACGAGGACCGCCGUGUGAGAACCUCUGCCUCUCUGGCUGGCUCACUUGCCUACGGGAUGGCAGAUUCGCUUGGCCGGACUGAGCAUCUGUCUAUCAUCGAUAUGAUUGUGCCACGCUUGAAACCCGACAACGUUGAGACAUUGGUGGGUAUGUUUGACGGCUCGACUAUGUCCAGCGGUGGCUCCCGUGUCGCAAAGUAUCUCCACGAGCACUUCACGCCGACCUUCUCGCGCGAGCUCAAGAAGCUCCAACAAGACCGGGGAGAAACCCCACUCGAUGCUCUGCGACGUGCUUUCUUGGCUUUGAACAAGAACAUGGCUGGGCACGCGUACCGAUCUAUCGAUGAUCGUGAGCUGAGACAGUAUCACCGUGGAUCAUUUGCCUCGAAACAGCUCUGCCAGGACGAUAUCCAGGCUGGUGGAGUUGCUACCGUGCUGUAUCUAAAUAACAUGGAUCUAUAUGCGGCCAACGUCGGCGAUGCACAGGCGAUUCUGGUCAAACAAGACGGCUCAUCGCGCCAGUUGACUCGCGUCCAUGAUCCUGCGGAAUCUAGCGAACGAGCACGUAUCCGUGCCGCUGGCGGGUUUGUGUCUCGUAAUGGCAAGCUAAAUGAUGUGCUCACGGUGUCGAGAUGCUUUGGUCAUUUCCCCAUGAUGCCGGCGGUCAUUGCUGCUCCUGCCACCUUGCACACUACCUUGACUGAGCAAGAUGAAAUGAUCAUCUUGGGGUCAAAGGAGCUGUGGGAGUAUAUUACGCCCCAGUUGGUGGUCGACGUUGCUAGGGAUGUGUAUCCGAAUCUCAUGCUUGCCGCCCAAAAGCUUCGUGAUCUGGCUAUCGGCUUUGGGGCAACGAACAAGUUGAUGGUGAUGAUUCUGGGAGUCAGCGAGCUUCAACGCCGGCAGAAGAAGUGGUCGCGUCCUAGCAUGAACUUGGAACGCUCUGCAUUCCCUGAUGAUGGCAUCGUUCCCUCGACCAAGAUCCGUCGCAGGCCUCGUGAUAUGCCAGCCGACACUCGUCUUGCGCGCUUCGACUAUGUUGACGCUCCGACUGGUGAGCUGGCCAUCAUCUUCACUGAUAUUAAGAAGUCGACUGGUCUGUGGGAGACUUGCCCGGAUGCGAUGCGCUCGGCUAUUUCCAUUCACAACGACAUUCUUCGGCGACAGCUCGGGAUCAUUGGUGGUUACGAGGUCAAGACUGAAGGUGACGCUUUCAUGGUGGCCUUUUCCACUACUACGGCUGCAUUACUGUGGUGCUUCAAUUGCCAGAACAGUCUUUUGGAAGCUGAAUGGCCUACGGAAAUCUUGGAUCAGCCACAGUGCGAAGUUACUUCUGACAUGGAAGGGAAUAUCAUAUCCCGCGGUCUGUCUGUUCGCAUGGGUGGCCAUUGGGGCGAGCCCGUCUGCGAAAAGGAUCCGGUUACCAACCGUAUGGAUUACUUUGGUCCUAUGGUGAAUCGAGCAUCUCGAAUCUCCGCCGUUGCCGACGGAGGACAGAUCUUCGUGUCGUCGGACUUUAUGAGCGAUAUCCAGCGCAACCUUGAGAUCUUUGCUGAUGCCGAGCGCUCCGCGUCCACGAGUUCGACUGACAGCCACCCACGAGUCGAUAGCCUUGGGCACAACAUCCGUCGCGAGCUGAACCAAUUGAACAGCCAGGGCUUCGUGAUCAAGGACCAGGGUGAACGGAAGUUAAAGGGACUGGAGAACCCAGAACCUCUUUAUCUUGUCUAUCCCCAUUCUCUUGCAGGUCGCUUGACAAGCCUGGAAGAGGCUCAGCUAGAGAAAGAAGGCCAGCCAGCGACUAUCGAAAAGACUUCCAAGCUCAACUUGAACACUGGUGAUAUCUGGCGUCUUUGGGAGGUCACUCUUCGCCUAGAGCGGAUUUGCGGCGCUCUGGAGAAUCCCACUGGCGCAGGGCUGAGGGAGCCCAAUGUCGCUUUGUUCAAUAUGGUUAAGAACCACGGUGGUGAGCUUAACGAUUCCACUGUGCUUAGCUUGAUCGAUCAGCAAGUCACUCGUAUCGAGGCCACCAUCAACACCCUAACAGUACGCAACAUGAUGCGCCCCUUCAAGCCUGGCGAUCGACUUGAAGACCACGCCGCCCCCAUCGGCGAAAUCUUCCAACAACUAGCGACGCAACUUGCGGAGUACCGCGCCCUCAAAGAGCAGAUGGCCGUCGGGGUUGCUGGCAUCCCCGACGGACCGCCCGCACCCCAUUACGGCGGCAUCACCCUGCACUCAAACCUCAGUGCAGACAGCAACACGACCUCCGCCUCAUCCUCCUUCCUCCAUUUGGACAAUCCCCGGUCCUUCGAAUCCCGCAACAACCAAUGA